AUGGGUGCGACCUCAAGACCUGAGCCUAUGCUAUGGUCCCUCAAAGACGAGCGGCAUUGGGAAGAUGAGAUGGAUGAAAUGGAAGUGGACGAGAUACAGGCUGAAAGCCCUGAACAAUUCGUUACAAUCACCAAUGACCAGCAGAUACGGCUUUCAAUAAUGACACCUCGUGUGCUUCCUGCAACAAACUCGGUAAAUCCAUAUCUCCAAUUUUGGUUGCCAUUAUCAAUGAACGACAGGGCGUUGUUCCCUGCGUUACUCUCUGCGUCUCUUUCACAUCGGGUAAUCAACGGCCUCCUUUCUGGUGUUAUCUCUUCCCGCUACAGUGACGAUACUCCGCAUCUCCAAGCUUGCUAUAAAGAGACAAUAAGCGCACUCAAUGAUGUCCUUCGAGAUCCUUCACGUGCAACUACUGAUGAAACAAUCUUGGCGGUCUUGAUGACUGUCGAGAAACCCGAAAUAGAGAUGCACAAAUUAUGGUCCCAGGAGUCUCCCUUUCAAGCACCUCUUCAAGGUCUCCAAUGGCUGAACGUGCACAGUGCAAGGGAGCCUAACUUGACCCAUCAAAAUGGGCUCUGUCGUAUUAUACAGCUGCGUGGAGGUCUUGCCAAUAUCCAAACCCCAGGAGUCGCAGCAGCAGUCUUUUAG
Messenger RNA from Penicillium malachiteum, 648 nucleotides. RefSeq lists its product as uncharacterized. The coding region runs from base 1 to 648 and encodes 215 amino acids. The record is from RefSeq and is a predicted model, not a curated record. The transcript is spliced from 2 exons. NCBI's taxonomy places the organism in Eukaryota, Fungi, Ascomycota, Eurotiomycetes, Eurotiales, Aspergillaceae.